Messenger RNA from Xiphias gladius (swordfish), 561 nucleotides. RefSeq names its product leucine-rich repeat-containing protein 72. Gene Ontology annotation, molecular function: protein binding. The transcript has 4 exons. The annotation marks the transcript as partial. The record is from RefSeq and is a predicted model, not a curated record. Lineage: Eukaryota; Metazoa; Chordata; Actinopteri; Istiophoriformes; Xiphiidae.
AUGGAUCAUCAUACCUCAGGCCAACACACUCAAUCCAACCACGCCUCAAGUUUUCAGUGGCUUUCUUUUGCUUACCAGGGCCUGACAGAAAUCCCUUAUGAAGCUAUACUUACAAAGACAGACAGUCUGGAGGUGCUGGACCUGAGUUAUAAUCUGCUGGAUGAUCUUUAUUGGAAUCCGGCUCUGCUGGGUCAGCUGGAGAAGCUUAGCACUCUGAUUCUGGACUGUAACAACUACACAUCUCAUGUCAAGUUCCCCUUCAUGCCCAGUGUGACCACAGUGUGCAUCAACAAGAACAAAAUCAACAAUCUGCCUGUGUUUGUGGAGGAAAUCAGACGAAAGUUCCCAAACAUCAAGAUCCUCAGUAUGAUGAACAAUGAGGCAGCACCUAGCUAUUUCAAUGGAGGAAGUCUGACCCAGUACAAAGACUAUAGACAGUACGUCAUCAGUCAGAUCCCAGGUCUGGAGAUACUGGAUGACACAGAGGUCCCAGAGAAAGAGAGAGCCCAGGCUAGAAAAACCUACAAGCUGCAGCAGAGCAGUCACAGCAGCAGAAAGAGG